Candidozyma pseudohaemuli is the source of this 429-nucleotide messenger RNA. RefSeq lists its product as uncharacterized. The coding region runs from base 1 to 429 and encodes 142 amino acids. The record is from RefSeq and is a predicted model, not a curated record. Lineage: Eukaryota; Fungi; Ascomycota; Pichiomycetes; Serinales; Metschnikowiaceae. The transcript has 2 exons.
AUGAACAUCCCAGAACCAGAAUAUGACCUGAAUCGUUAUCGUCCAGUUACCGGUGCCUCCGGUAGCUGCUUGUAUGCCGACAAGGCUGUCAACUACAACACCGCUGCUACCCAGCUUAACCAGUAUGGGUGGAUCGAACCUUUACCUGCUAAGAACCCAAUGGGCGUGUUUCUCAUGAGCACGGAGGGGGUCCAAGCGUUGGUUGCAAAAGAUUCCUUGCGUUCAUGUGUGGAUUUCGUAGAAAUGUGUGAAGAGAAGUUGGGAAUCGCAGGGUGCUACAUCUUGAUCCCAAAGAGAACCAAUGGAGCCCAGCAGAUGGUCAAGUUUUUGAGCCAGUGUCUCGAUGUGAGCUUUGCAGAAGCUAAAGGCGUUGAGCUGUUGAGAGGUUAUGAUUCCCUAGACUGGUAUAUCUGCAAGUGUGAAUUAUGA